AUGGCCAAUGCGGCGGAAGCUGCGUCGUUUUACGCGCAUUUCCCGCAGCAGCUAGAGGGUGUGUGCAGUGUGCGCCUAACAGAAGCAUUACAGAAUAUUGUGGCGGAGGCAAAGGAUACACGCUCUGAUCUUGUAGUCGAUGCCAUUGUCGAUGCUCGGAGCACAUUGCAAAGCGCCGCGCCUUUUCUUCCUACUUACGACUUGCAGCGCUACGAGCAGACUCUCGGUGCAAUCCAGCGGCAGAGAGCGGAGCAGGGAAAAAGCGCGCGGGGUGCAUUUCGAUUUCGCCGCACAGAGCGCGCUCCACGCCCAGCUGAACAGCCGCGCACCGCAGCACCAGCGUCCGAGCGCAGCGCAGUGCGGCGCGGCUUGCGCUUAGGACAGUCUGAUUUUACGCAUGACGGCGCGUUGCAGAUCACAGAGCUGGAUACGUGUAUUGUAGAUAUUGACACGGUUAGCGCCGUGCAUAUACAGAGCGUCGCGGAUUGCGUGCUUCUUCUUGGGCACGUCCAGGGCAGCAUUCUAGUGGAAGAGUGCGCACGGUGCGUCGUGGUAGGAAGCGCACAGCAAGUACGCCUCUUUUCGUGCACUGCCCUUGCAGCGCUAAUCGAUACGCCUAGCACCGUGACUUUGGAGAGGUGCGACCGAAUACAGAUCGGCGCCCAUGUCCGCGACGCGCCGCCGCCAGUGCAAGAUUUUAGCGUUGCGUUUGGCGGCGCGAGCAAGCACUGGUCCUAUCUUUCUGCGCCACUGCACGAGCGUCUGAUGGCCUCGAUGGAGCGCUCAGAACAGGCCGUGCAGGACGCCGUGCGCUCGGCGACGCAUCUUGUAGUAUAA
This is a messenger RNA of Malassezia vespertilionis, 837 nucleotides long. RefSeq lists its product as uncharacterized. The coding region runs from base 1 to 837 and encodes 278 amino acids. Gene Ontology annotation, cellular component: cytoplasm. The record is from RefSeq and is a predicted model, not a curated record. The transcript has a single exon. Gene Ontology annotation, biological process: tubulin complex assembly; post-chaperonin tubulin folding pathway. NCBI's taxonomy places the organism in Eukaryota, Fungi, Basidiomycota, Malasseziomycetes, Malasseziales, Malasseziaceae.